ACCUAAAACAGCGCCAACAUCCCACAAUGCAAUACAUUCCACAGGGGUAAAUUGCGCCUGCGUCCUGUGCGCUUCCUUUUUGGACCUACGUCUCCAGAACUACAAUGGCCAAGCGCACCAAGAAGGUGGGGAUUGUGGGUAAAUACGGCACGCGUUACGGCGCGUCGCUCAGGAAGAUGGUGAAGAAGAUUGAGAUCAGCCAGCACGCCAAGUACACCUGCUCCUUCUGUGGCAAGACUAAGAUGAAGAGGAGGGCUGUUGGUAUCUGGCACUGUGGGUCCUGUAUGAAGACUGUCGCUGGAGGCGCAUGGACAUACAACACGACGUCUGCAGUCACAGUGAAGUCGGCCAUCAGGAGACUGAAGGAGCUGAAGGAGCAGUAGACUGUCACUGUUGUGUAACCGUUUGACCUGGACGCCGUGGCGGAACAUCUACCACAAUAAAAAUCAUUCUGGAGCGGAAACAGCGGAGUCUAUUUGUACUGCUUGUGCCACCUUAGCCGUCUGAAUGUUACCUCCUACAGAAAUAUCGUCUGAGCUCCAGACUUCUGGGUUGUUCCAUUUGGUUUUCUGUAUGAUUUAACAAGCUCUUAAAAGCAAUGAAAAGCUGUUCCAAACCGUGGAAGCGUUACAGAAAAGGACAUGGUAAAACACUUAAUUGUGAAGCUAAAUAUGAGGAUUGGACGUGCAGAUAAAAGAUACAUUGAUGGGGUCUGAUGGGUUACAUUGGAAAGUAUUCAGACUUCUUUCAAACAUUUUGUUACGUUAAAGUCUUAUUUUAAAAUGGAUACGAUUGGUUUUUCCCCCUCAAAUCGACACACUACCCCAUAAUGACGAAGCAAAGAAAGGCUUUUAGAAAUGUUUUAAAUAAAUAAAUAAAAAAUAUCACAUUUCCAUAA
This is a messenger RNA of Salvelinus fontinalis (brook trout), 898 nucleotides long. RefSeq names its product 60S ribosomal protein L37a-like. The transcript has 4 exons. Gene Ontology annotation, biological process: translation. Gene Ontology annotation, molecular function: structural constituent of ribosome. Gene Ontology annotation, cellular component: ribosome. Lineage: Eukaryota; Metazoa; Chordata; Actinopteri; Salmoniformes; Salmonidae. Bases 105 to 383 code for a protein of 92 amino acids. The record is from RefSeq and is a predicted model, not a curated record.